GCUGCGCGAGGGCCGGAGCGGAGCGGCGCCACCACCGCCGCCGCCGCCGCACGCGCAAACUUGGGCUCGCGCUUCCUGGCCCGGCGCGGAGCCCGGGGCGCCCGGAGCCCCGCCAUGUCGCGAUCUAACCGGCAGAAGGAGUACAAAUGCGGGGACCUGGUGUUCGCCAAGAUGAAGGGCUAUCCACACUGGCCGGCCCGGAUUGAUGAGAUGCCUGAGGCUGCGGUGAAAUCAACAGCCAACAAAUACCAAGUCUUUUUUUUUGGGACCCAUGAGACGGCAUUCCUGGGCCCCAAAGACCUCUUCCCUUACGAGGAGUCCAAGGAGAAGUUUGGCAAGCCCAACAAGAGGAAAGGGUUCAGCGAGGGGCUGUGGGAGAUCGAGAACAACCCUACUGUCAAGGCUUCAGGCUACCAGUCCUCCCAGAAAAAGAGCCGUGUGGAAGAGCCUGAUCCAGAGCCAGAGGCCACCGAGGGUGAUGGUGAUAAGAAGGGCAAUGCUGAGGGUAGCAGUGAUGAGGAAGGGAAGCUGGUCAUUGAUGAGCCAACUAAGGAGAAGAAUGAGAAGGGAGCGCUGAAGAGGAGAGCCGGCGACCUGCUGGAGGACUCCCCUAAACGUCUCAAGGAGACAGAAGACCCUGAAGGUGAGGAGAAGGAAGCAGCCACCUUAGAGGGAGAGAGGCCCCUUCCAGUGGAGGUAGAGAAGAACAGCACCCCGUCUGAACCGAGCUCUGGCCGGGGACCUCCUCCAGGGGAAGAGGCAGAGGAGGAAGAGGCCACCAAGAAAGAUGCUGAGGCCCAGGGCAUCAGAGAUCAUGAGAGCCUGUAGCCACCAAUGUUUCAAGAGGAGCCCCUACCCCGUUCCUGCUGCUGUCUGGGUGCUACUGGGGAAACUGGCCAUGGCCUGCAAACUAAGAACCCUUUUCCCAUCCAUCCCGCUCUCCUCCUCUGUUCACUCUCCCCACUUUGAAAUCCAGCCCCCUGGAGAUUGAUCUGGGCCUCACUUCCAGGUCCCUACACCCUUGUGUGAUAUGAGUCAGGGCAAGUCUUCUGCUUUUGGGGAUGAGAUGAGGCCAUUGUGUCCCUUCCUGCUUGAAGCUGUUUUCCAGAGCUUCUCUCUGACACUCCCCCUCCUCCACCAGUCAUUCUGGACCCCUGGGUUGUGAUUGGGUAGGAGUGGGAAGGAUGGAGUGCAAACAGUAGAGUGGUUUUCUGGGUUUGAGAGGGGCAGUUCUCAAAUUGUAGAAGGAGGACAGAAGGGUAGCAUCUCUUGAGCACCUGUCUCUUACUUCCACAUCUAUUUCCCAGUUGACUAGAUUCAUGGAAAGUAGGACAGUUUGUGGAGGAGGGGGCUCCCUUCCAUAUAUACUUGGUGAUUGGUAACACCCAUUCUUUUCCUUACCUUGGGAAAUGCUGUUUAUCAUCAAAAGACUUCGGGGCUUUCAAGUUGUUCGGGCCAAGGACCUGAGAUCUGAGAGUUGACAUCACCCAUCUGGGUGAGAGUGUUAAGCCUCUGUCUCUGAGGCCAAAGAUGGCAUCACCUAGGGAGACCUGACCUCUAGCUGCCCUAGUCCUUCUUCCCACAGUGUUCAAGGCCAGCCUAAAAGUCAUAUAUACAUAUAUAUAUAUACACACACAUAUAUACAUAUAUAUAUAU
This is a messenger RNA of Dipodomys spectabilis (banner-tailed kangaroo rat), 1656 nucleotides long. RefSeq names its product heparin binding growth factor (gene Hdgf). NCBI's taxonomy places the organism in Eukaryota, Metazoa, Chordata, Mammalia, Rodentia, Heteromyidae. The record is from RefSeq and is a predicted model, not a curated record. Gene Ontology annotation, molecular function: double-stranded DNA binding; transcription coregulator activity. The transcript has 6 exons. Gene Ontology annotation, cellular component: nucleus. Gene Ontology annotation, biological process: regulation of transcription by RNA polymerase II. Bases 115 to 828 code for a protein of 237 amino acids.